Molecule: messenger RNA, 1220 nt
Organism: Megalobrama amblycephala (Wuchang bream)
Lineage: Eukaryota; Metazoa; Chordata; Actinopteri; Cypriniformes; Xenocyprididae
Product: H-2 class I histocompatibility antigen, alpha chain-like
Exons: 8
Coding region: 48-1085 (345 amino acids)
Biological process (GO): immune response
Cellular component (GO): external side of plasma membrane
Source: RefSeq, a predicted model, not a curated record
CAUAAACUGACAUGCUCAAGGUCUACAGCUUCCCCAUAUAGACAAACAUGGCAAGGCUGUUGUUGUUUAGCAUUUUCUUUAAAGACGCAGUAAUUGUCUGUCUAAUUUUAAACCUCUUAAGCGAUGCGCAUCAAGAGAAACACUUCUUGUACUACAAGUUUACAGUCCUGACUAAAGCAGACACAUUCCCAGAGUUCAGUGCUGAGGUUGUUGCUGAUGACAGACGGAUCAAACACUUCAGUGAUGAAGAAAGAGUCUGGAUUCUGACUGAAGAUGACUGGACUGAACCUCCAGAUCCACCUGAUUCUAGAAACUGGUUCAUUCAUCAGAUCAGGACUCUGACAAACUGCACAAACUCACAGUGUUCUGAGCUUCAUGUUCUUCAGAGAAUAAUUGGCUGUGAACUGGAGAAACUUCCUGAUGGAACAGUGAAUCUGACUGUCUUUGAUGAAUAUGGAUUUGAUGGAGAGGAUUUUAUAUCCUUUAAUUCUGACACUAUGAAGUGGAUUGAUAAAAACCCCAAAGCCAAAGAAACUAAAGAGAAAUGGGAUCUUCACACAGGACGAAAUCAAGUCCUUAAACAUUUCCUCAAAAACUGCAUUGACUGGAUCUCAACAUUUAUGAACACAAAAAAGUGUAAACCAAACAUUCACAUCUCUGCGAGGAAAGCUCCUGAUGAUGACAGUAAUCUGGUUCUGACGUGUCUGGCCACUGGUUUCUACCCCAGAGAUGUUCAGAUGAACAUUAGAUUGAACAGAAACAUCCUUGAGGAUCAAACAUCUUCUGGAAUCAGACCAAAUGAUGAUGAAACCUUUCAGAUGAGAAUCAGUGUGAAGAUCAACAGAAAUCAUGAAGGAUCUUAUGACUGUCUGCUCAUUCACAGCAGUCUGACUGAACCAGCUUCAGUAAACUUUGAUGAAAAAUGUUUUGACCGUGGAACAGAAUCUCUACGGCAGAAUCGCUGUUGCAGAAUCUGUACACCAGGAGCAGUAGCUGCAGUUCUAGCUGUUAGUUAUAGUUUCUCAUUUGUUGGCGAAUUUACAAACAACGAGAACAUCAGAUACAAAAUGAUGAAAAGGAUUUAGAGAAGUCAGAUGGGAGCUAUGCUUGUACUGUAAACAGGUCGAAACAAUAAUUGUAUAAUAAUUUUAUUUUUAUAAAAUGUAUUGCACACAAUAUUUUUUUAAUAUAUAAUAAUAAAUGUGUCUUGUGUGUAUUUA